Messenger RNA from Polistes canadensis, 782 nucleotides. RefSeq lists its product as uncharacterized. The coding region runs from base 1 to 714 and encodes 237 amino acids. Lineage: Eukaryota; Metazoa; Arthropoda; Insecta; Hymenoptera; Vespidae. The transcript has 5 exons. The record is from RefSeq and is a predicted model, not a curated record.
AUGUACGAAGAAGAACGAGCAUUGUGGCAAUCUUCUUUCAACAUGUGGUUUCCGGUGAUACGCAUUUUAUGUCUCACGUUAAAUCUGUUGUUAACAUGUUCGUCCAAGUCGUCGAACUCGGAGAUAGCCGAAACUCUUCAUCGACCUAUCAGGAGCUUGUCAUUUCCAGAAGCUAGUUCGAUGGGUAUCUUCCUCGCUAUCGCGGUGCCACUCGAAGAUCCCCAGAAAUCGAUUUCCUUGUCGUAUUUCUUCGAAGCCAGCUACACUUUACCCUCGAACUUGUCGUACUUCGAACCUUGGUCUGCUAAGGCUUCCGAAGUAGAAAGAAAAAGAAGAAAAAUAAGGAAGAGAAGCAUCGACAGAACCACGAUCUACCGGGUACUCGAAAGUAAAUUCGAGAGGUUUCUUCCAUCUUUUUCCUUUUUUUUUUUUCAUUUUUCUUUUUUCUUCUUUCUCUCCCGACGAUUUAGUUCUGGAUAUCUUGGAAGAGAAUGCCUAUUGAAAACCAUAUGCGAAAAUUCUGAACAUCCUUUGCAUCACAACGGUCUCAUCGGUGAUAUAUUUCACGUCAUUUUCACACCUACGACUUCGAGACAUGAGAAAUUGCCGGGAGAUAUUGUCGAGGCCGAGUUGGUUGGACGUAAUGGAAGCUGCUCGAAGUAUCAACCGCAAUGCCCCGUGGGACUCUUCGACUUGAUUGGAGUCCUCGUAUGAAGCUCGGAAAACCGCAAACGGUUUGUCACGGCGCUACUUACGACGAAUAUGUGAACGGGAGAAAGGGA